Messenger RNA from Trichobilharzia szidati, 2582 nucleotides. Lineage: Eukaryota; Metazoa; Platyhelminthes; Trematoda; Strigeidida; Schistosomatidae. The record is from the annotation of a GenBank genome assembly.
GCCGUUUGAACCGACACGUGGAUCAACCUUGACACAGCAUUGCUGUUUUUACUUAUUGACUGCACAGUGGUUGUGCAUUUGACGGCAUUUAGCCACAGAUACCUCACAUCUUGAGUACCGUAUUGCAGAAUAUCCUGUAUUUCGCACUUUACGCGUCACUCUACGUGUGGUUAAAUCUAUAAUUUGGAUUAUCGUUUCGGAUUUCUUUUGGGAGAAAUUCACAACAUGUAUAUAUUUUUUGGACUGCUGCUGGUGUAAUUCAGUGUCAAUUAUAAAGUGCUUUUCCUCAAGUCGUGUUCUGCUUCUUCGCUCUACCCUGCGUGCUUGAUCUGUAUAAUUGUUUGUGUUGUUCUAUUACAGCUGUAUGGCUGAAGAGAAAGUAAAAGUUGGGUGUCGUGUUAAAAUAACAUCGAGAGCGGUUUUUGGGACCGUUGCUUUUGUCGGAAUAACACAAUUCUCACCAGGUAAAAAAUUUUUGUUCUCAUCGCGGACUUAGGAAAAUGGGUGGGUAUAAUACUAGACGAGCCCAAAGGGAAGAACAACGGCACGGUUCAGGGGAAACGCUACUUUACAUGUGAGGAAAAUUUUGGGAUAUUUGUGCGCCCAUCUCAGCUUACUCUUCUAGAUGGUCCGGAAAGAUCAGACGUGAUGAAGUUAUCCACAUCUAGCGUUGUUUCCGAAUCAGGUGGCACUUCAGAAUCAAAGGAAGUUACAAAACUUGCUGGUUCGACAUCUUCGUUGUCUGUAGGAUUGAAAACUCCUGAGACAGUUAAAGUUCCAUCAGAAAUUGAAAAGACAUCACAACUUCCACCAACUGGAUCUAAUCCAGACCUUGUACGAAGUAGUCCAGCUCCAACAUCAACAGCUUUAAAACCUGAAGCUGCCUCUGCAAAAAUUGAAAGUCCUUCUAGUAAGCCUUCUGCGGAUAAACCUGUUGCAGCAGAUGUUAUGAAGUCCAGUGACAUAAUGAGUAAAUCUUACACACAAAUUUCAAAAUCGGAUAGUCCGACUCGUAAGAUGAUAAGUGGGAGUAAACUCCCCACUUCUACUACCACUACUACAUCAACACCGCCUAUCCCUACUGGUAUUAAAAUGCCAAUAAAUCCUUCAGAGAUCUCACAAACUACAGCAGCACUUAGUAAUGUAAAAGCGGCUGCGCAGAAGGUGGAUUCUGAAAAUGCACCAAGUGAACUUAGAGAUACGUCUCAAAAAAUACCAAAAACAUCUGUAUCAGCUGUUCCAAGUGGUACUGGUAAGUACAUCCCAGACACAGAGUUGGAACUGGCAAAUCUACGUGCUGAAGUAAUCGAAUUUCGUGAACAAAUUGAUGCUUUAAAAGCUAAACGGGAAGAAGAUAAAAAUAGAAUACAAGAAUUAGAACGUGUUAAAAUUCAGCUUUCACAAGUUGAAGAGAAUCGACGUCGAAUCCGACAACAAGCAGCUGAAUUACAACGUGAAAGUGCUCAAUUAAAAACAGAAAAAGCUGAAGUCAAAGAAGCAUUUGAUCGUUAUCGUGAAGAAGUAUCUGAAAUGGUUGAAAAUAUAGAAAUGAUCACUUUAGAUAAAGAAAUGACCGAAGAAAAACUAGAAAGAUUGACUGGAGAAAUUGAAUUACUUAAGGAACAAGUAGAAGAAUUAACUCUUGAGAAUCAAAUCUUGAAAGAAGAAUUUGAAGAAAAAGUAUCAGUCGGUGUUGAAGGCGGUCCAACUCUCUUACAGUUUAAAAAUCUUGAACAACAAAAUGAACGAAUGAAAGGAGCACUGGUCAAGCUACGUGAUUUGGUUAAUCAAGAUAAAUCGGAAAUUUCAGCUUUAACUAAACAGAUUACAUCUUUAGAAUCAGAAGUUAGUCAACUUCAAACAGAAAAAGAACGAUUAACAAAAAGUUUAAAAGAUAGUGUUGAACAAAUUAUUGAAUUAAAAGAACAAGUGGAUGCUUACCUCGGCAUUGAUACAAUGGUCAGUCAGUUGACACAACGUAAUUUAGAACUGGAAGAAACGCUUGAGAAAAUUAAAGAAGAAAGAAAUGAUCUGCAAGUAAUAGAUGGAGAAAAGUCUGGUGUGUUUUGUAGACAGACAAACACUAGUAAUAUAAAUGAUUCUGUAUUCCUUAGUCCAUCGAAUAACAACAGUAUGAACAAUAUUCGCCGUGGUAUCGAUGAUGCUAACAAUAAAACAACUGGAACAAUGAAUAGAACUCCGAAUAGAGAUAUGGAUGGAUUGAAGCCGCCAUCAUUAAAUGCUGGAAUGGAUUCUGGCAAUAAUAUGCUUACAGACAAACCAGUAGGUAGUAGCAUUGGCAGACAUAAUUCAAUGCGAUCGUUGGCUGCAUCUAAUCGACCAACAAGUCUAUCAAGAACAGCAAGUGUUCGACGGGACAGGGAUUCUGGAUUAAUAUCCAAAGCACUCGGCUACAUGUUUGGCUGGUCAUAAAUUGGAAACCAAUUUUUGGGUAUUUACCAGUUUCGAUUAUUGGUAAUACCGGAUAUGUAGUUAUGGUUUUCUGAGAUUCAUCUUAUCCUAUGCCAUAUUGUAAAAUAAAAGUAUAACGUUAUGAUCACAAAACAUUACACAUUUUUUUU